UGUGCCAGACAAGACCUCUGUUCAUGAUGGCAGCAGCUAAACCUUCUGCGUCUGUGGUUCUGCAUUCCUGCUCAAUGUGUCUGGAUGUCCUGAAGGAGCCGGUCAGCCUCACAUGCGGGCACAACUACUGUAUGGGCUGUAUAAGUGAGUACUGGGACCAGUCAGAGACAGAUGGAAUCUACAACUGUCCUCAAUGCAGGGAAAUAUUCAAUGAGAGGCCAGUGAUCAAAAGAAAUGAUAUGAUAAAAGAUAUAAUAGAGAAAGUAAAAGACAAGGGAAUAAUUGUUUCUCCAUCUCAGAGUUACGCAGGAUCUGAUGCUGUGCCCUGCGAUGUGUGCACUGGGAACAAAAUGAGGGCUGUGAAGACCUGCCUGACCUGUGUGGUUUGUUAUUGUGAGAUUCACCUUCAGCCUCACCUCGCGUCUGAAGCUCUGAGGAGACACAAAAUGUUGGAGCCGACUGAAAAUAUCAAAAAUAAACUUUGUAAAACACAUAAGAAAGUCCUGGAAGUCUUCUGUAGGACUGAUGACACCUGCGUCUGCUUAAUGUGUGCAACAACUGAGCACAAAAGUCAUGACAUGGUGACAGCAGAAGAAGAGAGAGCUGAGAGACAGAGCCAGCUAGAGAACAGAAAGGCAGAAAUGAAAAACAAAAUUCAGGAGAAAGAGGAGGAACUGGAGGAGAUGAAGGGCGCCGUGAUGAGGAUUCAGUACUCUGCAGACAGUGAAGUACAGGAAAAUGAGGAGAUCUUCAGGUCUCUCCUCCAGUCCAUUGAAAGGCUGAGAUCAGAGGUUACAGAGGUGAUUAAAGAUUAUGAGAGGAAGGAAGUGAGAAAAGUUGAAGAGGUCAUCAAGCGGUUGGAGAAGGAGAUCAAGGAGCUGAAGAGGAGAGACACGGAGCUGGUCGAGCUUUCACAGACUGAUGACUACAUCUACUUCUUAAAGAAGCUGCCAACUCUCUGUGUCCCACAGGAUGAUAAAGACAAACCAGACAUCAAUGUAAAUGGAGGCCUGCUUCCCGAGACUCUGAAGAAGAACCUGACUGAUUUGAAAAGGAGUCUGAAGGAGAUCAGUGGCUGGAAGUUUGUAAAAAGAUGUGAGACUGGGGUCAGCUCUCCAGGUCACGUCCUACAGAAUCUCAGACUUAGAGAUCGGUUUUUAAAAUACUCCUGUCCACUCACCCUGGACCCCAAUACAGCAAACAGACGGCUUCACUUGUCUGAAGAUAACAUAAAGGUGACAGACAAGAAGACAGGGACCCAGUAUCCCAAUCAUCCGGACAGAUUUGACUAUUGGGAACAAAUUUUGUGCACAGAGGCUUUAAGAUGGACUUCCUCUUACUGGGAGGUUGAGUGGAGUGGCAGUGGAGUGGCGAUUGGGGUGACAUAUAAAGGAAUCAGUAGGAAAGGAAAGAGCGAGGAGUGUCGCCUUGGACACAAUAACAAGUCAUGGUCUUUGACCUGCUCUGAUACCAGUUUGUUUGUGUGGCACAAUAACAAAUCUGCUACAGUCAGUGUGCCCAACAGUCACAGAAUAGGCGUGUAUCUGGACUGUCUCACCGGUUCCUUGUCAUUUUAUAGCAUCUCAGACACUAUGACCCUCCUACACACAUUCAAAAUCUCCUUCACUGAGCCAGUCUAUCCAGGGUUUGGGGUUGGAUGGGACUCCAGUAUAACAAUCUGUCCACUGAACCUGUCUGACUAGUGACCGGUACCCCCUGCAGAUCACUUUAUGUUAUUCUGUCAUACAGGCUACCUUGUUAUUUUGGACUGCAGUAGGAAAGCCUUUGGUCUUUGCUGGAGCUCAUUUCAAUCCUUGUACCUCACCGAACACACACACACACAAAGAGUCACUGGCUGCCCUGCCAUGUCUUUUCUUACAAUGACCCUGGACAGAUGUGGUCAGCUGAGCCUCCAUCUUUCAAUGUGGUCAUCAUCAAGAAAACAGUUUACGUUCAGCAAAAUUUAAACUCAGCCUGAAGCAGAAUACCAUGGCACGUUGAGUCGAAUUCCCAUCACCCAGAAAUUGAUAUCCUAAUUUGUCUUGUAAAUAUCAAAUAACAAGUACAAAUCUGAAAUCAGAGCCGUCUGGUAAAUUCUUUUUGUUUGUUGUAUUUUAAUCCACGCAGUGGCACAGUGGUUAGCACUGCUACUUCACAGCUCCAGGAGCCUGGGUUCAAACUGGUCUGAUUACUGGCUGUGUGACAUUCCCAUCAACUUUCAGGGUCCAUGUAAGUUUUUUUCUCAAUUUCCCACUCCUAUCCCAAAGUCCUCUGUUUUUGAUAAGUCUAAAAAUGGGCAGCUUAUGCGUAGAAUGUACCCUGAUAUGGACUGGCAUCUUGUCCAAGGAUGGUUCCUGUCUUAAGGUCAGAGUGAUAUUUUGCUUCUUAAAAGUAAUGGAUGAACUAAUGACCCCUUUUUUCUUUAUUCUAUUUACUGAUGCUUUCUUAUAUCUGUUUUUAGUCAGCUUGGCUGACAAAAUGAUGAUGCUGACCACCAUUAUGUUAGCAGUUAUGCAGUAUAUAGUGACUUCACCAGGUAGGCAGGCGAACUAAAUCAAAUCAGCUGGCCAUGACGGAGAGUGGCUUCCCACCAAGACCAUGACAGAGAUGAUGUAAUCCACAAAUGACAUGAAGGGUUUAUAGAACUGCAGAAUAAAACAUAAAGGAUUGGAUCAACAAAUCUGCAGAGUAAUAUUUAGAGACUAGAGUUGGUGAGGCAACAUGGCAAACACAAGAGAAUAAUGAAAUAUUUACUAUGAGAGGAUGCCAGUUUAAUUGCCCAACUACAUUCAAAAGUGUAACCACCAUCAGAGCAAACUCUAUCUGCCCUGUCCAAAGCUCCAGGAUGGAUGGAUGGAUGGAUGGAUGGAUGGAUGGAUGGAUAGAUAGAUAGAUAGAUAGAUAGAUAGAUAGAUAGAUAGAUAGAUAGAUAGAUAGAUAGAUAGAUAGAUAGAUAGAUAGAUAGAUAGAUAGAUUGUGACCACCAGGGUUGACAACUCAGAGCAACAAACACCAGGCACAACUCAACCAAACACAAUUUUAGAUAAAAUAAAAGGUGGCUCAAUAAAUAAUAAUUUUUCAGCAAUUUCUUCAAUCAGUCCAGCACAAUCAAUAAUGCAAUUAGUCACCUUCCAUCUCUUUAGUGUGGUUUAUUUUAAAUAUUAUGUGCUUAGAGGGUCUCACUUUUAGUUUAUAGAGUAGCUUAUUACUUAUAACUACAAAGCACAACCAGAAGGAUCCUUUGCUGAUUUUCGCUCCUAUUAUUGAUAAGAUGCAGAUGGGCUGAAGAGUGUAGAGCUACUUAUUAAUUUGAAAAAUUGAAUUUCAUGCUAUUUUUCUUAACAUUUGAUUGGAUUGUUAUCCUUCUAUCAUCAGCUUUCCUUAGGGAUUUAUGACACUAAGAUGAUCACACAUGUUGAUUACCUAUGGAUGUGCAAUCAUGGUUUACUCUUUAAUUAAACAAGCCAUAACAAUUGUGCAGUGAUUUCAUAUUAUUUUGCAUCUUCUUAAGUGUUUAUCGAGAGGAGGUUGAUUAUUGUUUUCAUUGUCAUUAUUAAUAUAUUUUUUUUAAAUUAUCGUUCUGUUUGUUGAUUUUUUUUUUUUUUAAGUAUAAGUGUCAAAGACAUAUGGCGCACCACAAGAUUAACACUUUAAGAAUGCUGUAGUUUGGUAAAAGUCGUAUAAUAAAGAGGGUGAAUACUUA
This is a messenger RNA of Polypterus senegalus (gray bichir), 3703 nucleotides long. RefSeq names its product tripartite motif-containing protein 16-like. The transcript has 6 exons. The coding region runs from base 24 to 1703 and encodes 559 amino acids. The record is from RefSeq and is a predicted model, not a curated record. Gene Ontology annotation, molecular function: protein binding; zinc ion binding. NCBI's taxonomy places the organism in Eukaryota, Metazoa, Chordata, Cladistia, Polypteriformes, Polypteridae.